Messenger RNA from Pundamilia nyererei, 2303 nucleotides. The record is from RefSeq and is a predicted model, not a curated record. Lineage: Eukaryota; Metazoa; Chordata; Actinopteri; Cichliformes; Cichlidae.
GACAUAAUCACCGCCUGAAGUAGGAAGUGUAGAGCACUUCUGUGUCAGAGUCCAUCAGGGCUGAGCUGCUUUCAGACGACUCCAUCUUGUUGUGGUUGCUGAAGCUGAUCAUGGUUCUCCUGUGGAUGAUCCUGUUGGUGCUUCUGCUCUGUGCAGAGGCCGAGAACAUGACCCAGGUCAGAGGAGAGCUGGGGACCGAUGUCACUCUAACCUGCUCCAAUCAGACAUCAGACCCAUACUGGUACAUGGAGAUCCACAGUCAGUUCAGAGCAUGUAUCGGCCGCAGUUUUUCCUCAGUAGACUCUACCUACUGCUCUCCUGGUUUUGAAACCAAAUUUUCAAUCCUGGGAAACAAACUUGUGAUUAAAAACUUGACAGCAGAGGACUGCAGGCUUUACUUCUGUGGCAUCAAGAGAGAUGGCAGCACUCAGUUUGUGGAGACUUUCAGCCUCGUCUCAGCUGUGUCUGCAACAUCUGUCACAGUCACCGCCAGUAACCACCCAGACCAGCAAUCUAACAAGAAUGCAUUGCAGAGUGAUCGUGUCGUUUUCAUCUCUCUGAGCCUGAAUGCUGCACUCGUUCUUGUGGUAAUCUGUCUGAGUUGUGUAUCAUUGUCUCUGAAGAGGAGAAUCAGCAAAUAUCAGGCAAACCUCCCUCCAGCUGGGACCAGUGAGAGGCUGGAGGCUCCACAGUACGAGGAGAUCCAGUUCCCCCCUCUGUCUGCUGCUCCUGCUACAGAGUGCAUUUACUACAAACUGAAGGUCAUCUCCCAAGUCGGUAUCCCGAAAGAGAUACUGACCUACCAGGGCACGUCGUUCAUGUCUCACACACUGUGUGAACUGUAUGACUUGUUGGGCAUUAAAUCUAUUCGGACCAGCGUCUACCACCCUCAGACUGACGGGCUGGUGGAGCGACUGAAUAAGACUUUAAAGUCCAUGAUUCAAAAGUUCAUUCACGAGGAUGAACGCAAUUGGGAUCGUUGCUCAAAGUUACUCGCCAAAUGGCAAGGUCCCUUUGUGGUCACACGGCGAGUGGGGGACGUUGACUAUGAGGUCGCACGGUCGGACAGGGGAGGGGCCACGCAGAUUUAUCACCUCAACCACCUGAAAGCAUGGAGGGAGGCUGAGUCUGCUUCUCUGGUGAGCCUGGUUAAGGGGAGAGAUGAGUUGGGGCUGGAGGUACCAAAUUCUAUCAUUCCCGCCUUCCUCCAUUGUGAUGACCAUCUCACACAGGCCCAGAGAGUGGAUGUUGCAGUGUUGCAACAGCACUUUGCGGACGUGUUCUCCCCCCUGCCCGGCCGAACGUCUCUCAUUGAGCAUCAUUUUGAAACACAGCCUGGCGUGACAGUGCGUUCACGGCCCUACAGGCUCCCUGAACACAAAAGGCAAAUUGUUCAGAGGGAAUUGGCUGAAAUGCUGAAGAUGGGAGUAAUAGAAGAGUCACACAGCGCCUGGUGUAGUCCCAUCGUUCUCGUGGUGAAGAAUGAUGGGUCUAUACGGUUCUGUGUCGACUAUUGCAAAGUGAAUGAGGUGUCACUGUUUGAUGCUUAUCCCAUGCCCUGGGUCGACGAGCUCCUGGACCGGUUAGAGUCCAAGGAGAAAACGGCCUUCUCCACUCCAUAUGGUUUGUACCAGUUCAUCACGCUUCCAUUCGGCUUGUUUGGAGCCCCAGCCAUCUUUCAGCGCCUCAUGGACCGGGUGCUGCGUCCACACGCUGCGUAUGCUGCCGCCUACUUGGAUGACGUGAUCAUCCAUAGUGACACCUGGGCGGAGCAUGUAGAGAAAACGGCGGCUCUAGCAUCCUGCCCGCGCCCCAAGACGAAAAAGGCGGUGAGACGAUUCCUGGGGCUGGUGGGUUACUACCGCCGUUUCGCGCCGGGGUUUGCGGAGCUGACCAGCCCCUUGACUGAUCUCACCCGCAAGGGUGCUCUGGAUCUGGUCCAGUGGAUGGGGCCGUGCCAGGCAGUGUUUGUGCAGACUGACGCCUCGAACAGAGGGCUGGGGGCCGUUUUGUCCCAGCAGGUACGGGGGGUUGACCGGCCCAUGCUCUACAUUAGCUGGAAGCUGUCCAAGCGGUACAGCACUGUGGAGGAGUCCUUGGCUAUAUGUUCAACGUACCCAGCCUUCUUAGAGUCACUGGGUGGAGUGCUGGAGAGUGCUUCAUCUACGGACUCUAUUGCUCUGCUGGGGGACUUCAACUCUCACAUGGGCAUUGAUGGUUAUACCUUGAGGGUUGUGAAUGAAAGGAACGACCUGUCUGAUCUGUACCCCUAUUGGUGUUCUGUUAUUGAACUUCUGUUCUAA